Neoarius graeffei (lesser salmon catfish) is the source of this 1996-nucleotide messenger RNA. Its product is annotated as peroxisomal succinyl-coenzyme A thioesterase-like. Gene Ontology annotation, biological process: acyl-CoA metabolic process; fatty acid metabolic process. The transcript is spliced from 11 exons. Gene Ontology annotation, molecular function: fatty acyl-CoA hydrolase activity. The record is from RefSeq and is a predicted model, not a curated record. The coding region runs from base 92 to 1480 and encodes 462 amino acids. Lineage: Eukaryota; Metazoa; Chordata; Actinopteri; Siluriformes; Ariidae.
GUGUUGGUUGUUUAUACCGGAAGAGAGAGAAACUCCUCCGCUCCAAACCGAAACGCAGAUAAAUCCAGCUGUUCGGGAAGCUGUGGAGGGGAUGUGGGGAUUAGUCUGUGCUCGGUCGGUUUCAGGAUUGUUCCAGAAACAAAUCAUUUGUCGUCGUGCAUUAAAAAUGCCGUGUAGUUACUAUGAUGUGGUGAGGUGUAGACCGGUUCCGUUAUUAAGAGCCACACCUUGUCGUGCUUUAAUCGAUGAGCUGAUCACUCUGAAGGCACAUCAUCUGCCACGAAACUCCCCCGUGACCAUGAGAGCUCGGAUGACAUGUGAGGAUGGACAUUUGUGGCAGUCAGUCGCUCACUACCACGCUGAUGAGGAUGGAGUCGUAGACUUGACAAAACACCCCUCGGUUGGUGGUUCAUAUGUUGGCUGUGAACCAAUGGGCCUGUUUUGGAGUCUACAGCCUGCACUUGGUGACAAACAAGAUCUGAGGUUGAGAAAGAAAAAUGUCGAGACGCCAUUCACAGUGGACGUGUCUGUGCUGGAAGGCCAUGUUUCCUCCAAGGACGAGCAGAUUAACGGAGUGCGUGAGCUGGUUACUGUCACACUUCAGCGCUCGUACAUGGCGCCGGGUGUGAGGAGGAUCGAAAUACGGCAAAACGGAGUGGUGGGGACUCUAUUCCUCCCUCCAGGUCCAGGUCCGUUUCCUGCAGUUUUAGAUCUGUGGGGUUUGGGUCGAGGCCUCGUGGAGUAUCGGGCUGCUCUGUUUGCCUCACACGGCCUGGCGAGCAUGACUUUAGCCUACUUCGAUCAUAAAGAUCUUCCUGGACCCCCAAAACGUGUCAAUGUGGGAGGCUCCUACUUCAAGGCGGCGUGGCAGGUUCUGCGUGAUCACCCACAGGUGUGUGAGGACCGGAUUGCCAUCAUUGGGAUUUCAUUUGGCGUCUUCGUAGCUCUAUGGAUCGCUACGGCCCUUUCAGUUAAUCCAAGGUGUGUGAUUUGCAUCAGUGGACCAUUCUGCAGCACCAACAAGUUAUUUGCGGAAAAUGGGCAGAAUGUUGAUGAAGAGCAAAAGCACUGGCACAUUGAUGAUCAAGGCUACGUCAGUUUCGGGGUGUCCUCUUUACCCUGUAACAUUCCACCGGAAAACUUUAUUCAGAUUGAGAAACUGCUCUGCCCUCUGCUGUUCAUCAUCGGGGAGGAUGAUUUAUGCUGUCCGUCUACAGAGAAUGCAGAUGAGAUUGAAAGACGACUCCACGCAGCAGGUAAAUCGCACCUGUUUAGUCGCGUGUCAUACCCUGGAGCUGGUCACCUGAUCGAGCCACCGUACACACCCACUUGCCACACUUCCAUCUGGGCCAGUCAACCCAGUCAAUCGAUGAUUCAGUGGGGAGGAAACCUGGAGCAACACGCAGCCGCUCAGGAGGACUCAUGGCCACGCAUCCUGACGUUUCUGGAAAGUAACUUCAGAAGGAAGGACAACGCUUAAUGUCGAACACACCCUUUUCGCCUCUGCCUUAGUUGUGUCCUGAGAGAGUUGCUCAUCUCAGGAGUCGUUUACGUUAUCCGCUGAAGUGAAAUGCAUCGGAUGAUCAUUAGAUACGGGUGGUGUCGAUAUCAAGGCGUGGACAUCCGAAGCACUUACCCAGAAGAUGUUUGGAUAAGGGAGUCUGCUAAAUUCUGUCAGUGUCCUUAGAUUACAAGUAGUUUAUGCAUUUACAAGUAUUUUAUAUAAAUCAAAUCAAAUGGAUUCAUGAUGCAAAUUUGAUAAAUAACAUCUUUAUACAAAACGUCCGACAGAAUCAUUGCUGCUUAGAAUGGAAACAAACCGACGAAAUGACAGGAGCAAUUUGUGAAAAUAUAAGAAUAAUUCUUGAAAAAUAAAAAAAAGAUACGUUCUUACCAUGAAAUACUUUCAUCCCAUAUUUUGGUACUUUUUUUUUUUUUUUUGAGGUUUUGUUUUCAAAUAGACCCUGUGUCCAAAAUCACUCACUCGUUCACUACU